UAGUUAUUAGCGUCCCUAUUUUACAAAUGGAGAAAUUGAAGUGAGCUUGCUCCAAAGGAGACCGCUAGUGGGGGUGGUGUAGGAUUCCAACCGUCAGUCUGACUCCAGGAGGUGCUCUUGUCCAUGAUCCAUUUGAUACAGGGCCUGGCAUACAGUAGUUAACGAAGGUUUUCAGUUCCUGCUACUGUCAUUAUGAGGCACAGAGGAGCAGGCUGAGGAGACUUUGAGGUCGCCCUUAGAGCUAACGCCAGCCUAGACCCUAGAAGCAGGUAAUUCGGUGGAAGAGGCGUGGUGGUAGCGUUGGUGAGGAACCCGUUGCCAUGGGAACAAGACAAGGCUUUACGGAGCGCAUGCGCAGAUCGGGCACAGGUUGCUGAACCCGCGAAAGGUGACGUAAAAGCGCAUGGGGUGGGGCGCAGGGCUCGGAACGUCAAAGCCCCACGUCCUCCGGCAUCCGGGUGGAGGAAAGGUGCGUCCCGUGGCGACGGCGGCGGCGGCGGCGGCGGCGGCAGCGACGACAGCAGCUCCAGCUGAACCGAGACCGGGCGGCGCGGAGCUGACGUGCAAAGCAGCGCGAAUGGAGGCGUAAGGGCGGCGCCCGUGCCCGUGAAGACACCUUCCGCGCAAACGGCAGCGGACCAGACCCAGAUCCAGGCUUUUGAGGCCCCGCCUCUCGGGCCUUGGAACUAAUCGGAUAGAGAGCGCGCGGGCCCCGGCCGCGAACUCGCCAAUUGCGGAGGGUGUCGGCCACCGCCCAAUCCGGAGCAGACAGGUGCGAGGUCCGGAAGGCGGAGACCAAUCAGUAGCGGUUGCGACCUGUUGGGGUCGGGCUCGACCAAUGAGGAGGCCCGAGUGACAUCUUUGCGCACCAAUCGAGAGUGAGAGAGCAUUUGUGCCCGCCCGCCCUUCCGGCCUGUGCGCUAUUUACCAGGGGCGUGCAGCCCGCCUGCCAAUCAGAACGCGGCUGAGUGGCCAGGCAGCCAACCCCGGAGGAGCGGCCGGCCGGCGUCCGCCGCACCCAGGAGUUGGGGAUGUCCUACAAACCCAUCGCCCCCGCCCCUAGCAGCACCCCGGGCUCCAGCACUCCCGGGCCCGGCACCCCAGUCCCCACAGCCGGAAGUGUCCCAUCGCCGUCGGGCUCGGUGCCGGGAGCCGCUGCCCCUUUCAGACCACUGUUUAACGACUUUGGACCGCCCUCCAUGGGCUAUGUGCAGGCAAUGAAGCCACCCGGCGCUCAGGGCUCCCAGAGCACCUACACAGACCUGCUGUCUGUCAUAGAGGAGAUGGGCAAAGAGAUCCGGCCCACCUAUGCUGGCAGCAAGAGCGCCAUGGAGCGCCUGAAGAGAGGCAUCAUCCAUGCCCGGGCCCUAGUCAGAGAGUGCCUGGCAGAGACAGAGCGGAAUGCCCGCACGUAACAGGACGCGCCUCUGCCUGGGAGUCUGGACCUUUCCUGGCCAUUGCAGGGCACCUGCUUCUCCCUGGCCUUCGCCCCGACUUGCACUUCCUGUCCUGUGUCCCUUGGUGGGUGCCCUCCAGGAACCAGGGGUGGCUCUCACUCCAGUCGGCAGCACUGCGUGGGACCCCCGCAGUAGGUAGCAGCGAGGUCACUGUGAGUCCCACCCAUGACCUGCCAGCAGUGUUGAUCCGGCUGGAGCUCUCUCCUUUCUGUGGCCCCCACCACUCAGCACUUACCCAGGACUUCUCACCACUUUAUUCCAGACCCCUUCUCCCCCAGGAGGGCCUCAGAAAGCCUGUCACCUCCCUGCCUUGUCUCCAGGCCAUAGCCACUCUUUUCUGUGUGUCUUUUGCUAAACGUGCCCUUUUUGUAUAAAUAAAAGAUAAUUUGGAGUUGUUCUCUCA
Messenger RNA from Pteropus alecto (black flying fox), 1860 nucleotides. RefSeq names its product cyclin dependent kinase 2 associated protein 2 (gene CDK2AP2). The transcript is spliced from 4 exons. The record is from RefSeq and is a predicted model, not a curated record. Gene Ontology annotation, cellular component: cytoplasm; microtubule; nucleus. Gene Ontology annotation, biological process: negative regulation of G1/S transition of mitotic cell cycle; regulation of microtubule cytoskeleton organization. The coding region runs from base 1032 to 1415 and encodes 127 amino acids. NCBI's taxonomy places the organism in Eukaryota, Metazoa, Chordata, Mammalia, Chiroptera, Pteropodidae.